CCCCAACGGCUCCCGCGGCAGUUCGAACGCGUCGCAGCGGGUGUUCGCUGCUUCCUGGCGUAGAGCGUCUGGCGCUUCCACACUCGGGGUCCCGGAGAGGCUCGGAGCCUUCCGAGCGCUGACGGGAGCGCGGCGCGCAGCCCGGUCUCGUGGGUCUUUCUCGCAGCCACGACUUGGGUGGGAGCUAGAAAGAUUGAAAAGAUAAAGGAGAAUGGGGGCCUGAUCCUCUGUUUUGUUUGGGAGAGUCAUCUCACUUUAGUAGAAGAUUUGUGGAAACGAAAAGAAGAUAGAAACCGUUUCUCUCUUGAGAUUUCAUAGCAUCUUAAUUUCCAACCACUUCUUCCAAAAAGAUCCUUUCAGGCGAGGAACAGGACAUUCAUUGUUUUUUCUAAGAAAUGGAAUCUAGUUCUUCAGACUACUAUAAUAAGGACAAUGAAGAAGAAAGCUUGCUUGCAAAUGUUGCUUCCUUAAGACAUGAACUAAAGAGAACAGAGUGGAAUCUGCAGAAUUUAGGGGAAGAGUUGUCCAGUGUUAGUCCAAGUGAACAUUCUGAUUAUGCUUCUCACCUGCGAAGGUCUGAAAGGCUCAUCCUAGAAGAUCUUUCUCAGCCUAACCAUCUUGAAUUUUUGAAUUAUUCACUUUAUAAAAAAGUUUGUAAAAUGCCUGGCAGCAGUGCCAAUUUUCACAAAUCACCAAGAGAUAAGAUGUCUUUUUCAUUUGCCUCCCUGGAUCAGGAGAUCAAAAAUCUUCGAGAGAAGCUUAGUAAACUAAGGCAACAGAAUGCUUGCUUGGUCUCACAGAAUCAUUCUCUAAUGACUAAAAUAGAAUCUAUCCACUUUGAAUUAACACAGUCAAGAGCAAAAAUUUCUAUGCUUGAAUCUGUUCAACAACAGGCAGCCAAUGUGCCAAUCUUAGAAGAACAAAUUAUAAAUUUGGAAGCAGAAGUUUCAGCCCAAGAUAAAGUUUUGAGGGAGGCAGAAGACAAGUUAGAGCAGAGUCAGAAAAUGGUGAUUGAAAAAGAACAGAGUUUACAAAAAUCCCAAGAGGAAUGUAUAAAAUUGAAGGUGGACUUACUUGAGCAAAGUAAACAAGGAAAAAGAGCUGAACGACAAAGGAAUGAAGCACUAUAUAAUGCUGAAGAGCUGAGUAAAGCUUUCCAACAUUAUAAAGAAAAAGUUGCUGAAAAACUGGAAAAAGUUCAAGCUGAAGAAGAAAUAUUAGAGAAAAAUCUAUCUAACUGUGAAAAAGAAAAUGAAAAACUAAUGGAAAAGUGUGGUCUAUAUAAAAAUGAUCUUGAAGUUCUGAAAGAAAAAUUAAGGCAAUUAAAAGAAGAAAAUAGCACUGGAAAAGAGAAAUUAAGAAUCAUGGCAGUGAAAAAUUCAGAAGUAAUGGCACAACUAACUGAUUCUAAACAAAAUGUUCUGAAGCUAGAAAGUGAGUUAGAGGACAAAGAUGAAAUACUUAGAGAAAAAUUUUCUCUAAUGAAUGAAAACCGAGAAUUAAAGGUCCGUGUUGCAGCUCAGAAUGAGCGACUGGCAAUGUGUCAACAAGAAAUAGAAAGUUCCCGGGUGGAAUUAAAGAAGUUGGAAAAAAUUAUGUCCCAGUUGCCAUUAAAAAGAGACAUGUUUGGUCUUAAAUCAUCUUUUUCUAAGCACCAGACGAGUAGUUUAUCAAACAAGGAAGACAAUUACAUUGGCUGCUGUGAGGCAAACAAGAUGAUGAUUUCGGAAUUGAGAAUUAAGCUUGCAAUAAAAGAGGCAGAAAUUCAAAAGCUUCAUGCAAACUUGACUGUGAAUCAAUUAUCUCAGAGUACUACUUCUUACAGUGACAACCAAGAAAGUGGCAAAUUAACUUUAGAAUCAGAACCUAUAACAGUAGGAAGUAAUAAAGUAGAAAGUAUAAAAAAUAUAAGUCCAUAUACUGUGAACAAGCAAUAUGAAAGAGAAAGACAAAGACUUGCUUCUGGAAUAGAAGAACUACGUAGUAAGUUGAUUCAGAUAGAAGCUGAAAAUUCUGAUUUGAAGGUUAAUAUGGCUCACAGAACUAGUCAGUUUCAGCUAAUUCAAGAGGAGCUGCUAGAGAAAGCUUCAAACUCUAGCAAACUUGAAAAUGAAAUGACAAAGAAAUGUUCUCAACUUUUAACUCUGGAAAAGCAACUGGAAGAUAAAAUAGUUGCCUAUUCUUCUGUUGCUGCAAAAAAUACAGAGCUAGAACAGGAACUUAUGGAAAAAAAUGAAAAAAUAAGAAGUCUGGAAACUAAUAUUAAUACAGAACAUGAGAAAAUUUGCCUAGCUUUUGAAAAAGCAAAGAAAAUUCAUCUUGAACAGCAUAAAGAAAUGGAAAGACAAAUUGAAAGACUUGAAUCUCAACUAGGAAAGAAAGACCAACAAUUUAGAGAACAAGAAAAGACUAUGUCCAUGUUGCAACAAGAUAUAAUAUGUAAACAACAUCACCUUGAAUCACUAGACAGACUCUUGACGGAAAGCAAAGGGGAAAUGGAAAAGGAAAACAUCAAGAAAGAUGAAGCUUUGAAAUCAUUACAGAACCAAGUAUCUGAAGAAACAAUCAAGGUCAGACAACUAGAUUCAGCAUUGGAAAUUUGUAAGGAAGAACUUGCCUUGCAUUUGAAUCAAUUGGAAGGAAAUAAGGAAAAGUUUGAAAAGCAGCUAAAAAAGAAAUCUGAAGAGGUUUACUGUCUACAGAAGGAGCUAAAGAUAAAAAGCCACAGUCUUCAAGAAACCACUGAACAAAAUGUUAUUCUACAACAUACUCUUCAGCAACAGCAGCAGAUGUUACAACAAGAGACUAUUAGAAAUGGAGAGCUAGAAGACAUUCAAAUUAAACUUGAAAAGCAGGUAUCAAAACUGGAACAAGAUCUUCAAAAACAAAGGGAAAUUUCAGCUGAAAAGUUGAGAAAAAUGGAGGAGAAAUGUGAAGCAGCCACUCAUGAAGCAGAUUUAAAAAGGCAAAAAGUUGUCGAGCUUACUGGUAUUACCAGGCAAAUAAAACUGGAGAUGGAUCAGUACAAAGAAGAGAUGUCUAAAAUGGAAAAAGAAGUAGUGCACCUAAAACGAGAUGGAGAAAAUAAGACAAUGCAUCUCGACCGUUUAGACAUGAUCUUAGAACAGACAAAGACAGAAUUAGAUAAGAAAACAAAUGCUGUGAAGGAGUUAGAAAAGCUACAACAUCACACUGAAACUGAACUAUCAGAAGCCUUGCAGAAACGGGAAGCACUAGAAACUGAACUACAGAAUGCUCAUGGAGAACUAAAGAGUACUUUAAGACAACUCCAGGAAUUGAGAGAUGUACUACAGAAGGCUCAGUUAUCACUAGAGGAAAAAUACACUACUAUAAAGGAUCUCACAGCUGAACUUAGAGAAUGCAAGAUGGAGAUUGAAGACAAAAAGCAAGAACUCCUUGAAAUGGAUCAAGCACUUAAAGAGAGAAAUUGGGAGUUAAAACAAAGAGCAGCCCAAGUUACACAUUUGGAUAUGACCAUUCGUGAGCACAGGGGAGAAAUGGAACAGAAAAUAAUUAAAUUAGAGGGUACUCUGGAGAAAUCAGAAUUAGAACUUAAAGAUUCCAACAAACAGAUAGAAAGUUUGAAUGAUAAAUUGCAAAAUGCCAAAGAACAGCUUCGAGAAAAAGAGUUUGUAACACUACAAAAUGAACAAGAGAUAAGUCAACUGAAAAAAGAAGCUGAACGAACACAACAAAAGAUGAGAGAAAUGGAAAAUGUUGUGAAAGAACAGGACCAGUAUAUUGCAACUCAAUACAAAGAGGCCAUUGAUUUGGAAGAAGAACUGAGGCAAACCCGAGAGCAAAUGCAGAAUUCUCAUACAGAAUUGGUAGAGGCUCGCUGUCAGCAAGUCCAGGCUCAGAGAGAAAUGGAAAGACUCUCAAAUGAACUGGAGGAAAUAAAGCGACUCUCUAAAGAGAAAGAAGCUCAUGGAAACCAUUUAGCUGAAGAACUGGGGGCUUCUCAGAUACGUGAAGCUCAUUUAGAGGCAAAAAUGCAAGCAGAAAUUAAGAAACUGUCAGCAGAAGUAGAAUCUCUUAAAGAAGCUUACAAUAUGGAAAUGAUUUCGCAUCAAGAAAGCCAUACAAAGUGGAAGAUUUCUGCUGACUCUCAAAAGACUUCUGUUCAACAACUCAAUGAACAGUUAGAGAAAGCAAAACUGGAAUUAGAAGAAGCUCAAGACACUGUAAGCAGUUUGCACCAACAAGUUCAAGAUAGGAAUGAAGUAAUUGAAGCUACAAAUGAAGCAUUACUUAUUAAAGAAUCAGAAUUAACCAGACUACAAGCCAAAAUUUCUGGACAUGAAAGAGCAGGAGAAAUGAAGUUUCUACCAGGCCCAUUUACAUCUCCAACAGAAAUUAUGCCUGAUAUUCAAAAUCCAAAAUUUGCUAAACAUUCUAACACAUCUUUUUUCAAGUGUAGGAAACUACGUCGUUCUAUUAGUGCCAGUGACCUUAGUUACAGAACUCAUAGUGAUGAAGAUCUUUCUCAAGAAUUGCUACAUGACUUAAAAAAAAUGCAUUUAGAACAACCUUCAGCAUUAGCAGAAAGCCAGAAAGAGCUUACUUAUGCCCAGCCAAACUCACUUAAAGCUCUCACAUAUGUAAUAGAAGAUGAUAGUUCUGAAACUAAUGAUUUCAAUACACUUAGUGGAAUGUUAAGAUACAUAAACAAAGAAGUGAGAUUAUUUAAAAAAUCUUCUAUGCAAACAGUUGCUGGUUUAACUCAGGGAGAAAAUUUGUAAUUAAAGGAAGAACUUGAUGAAAAUCAGAAUUUUUGACUACUGGGCCCAUGACCCAGAUGCUGUAUUUCCCAGACUCUCCAGGGAUGUGAUUUCUCAUCAGAAGAAUACAAGCAAAAAUGAUGUGUGCCACCACAGGCCUGAGCACAAAAAUAUUUCGUAUGUGCUUCUUUGAGGUCUUAUCCCUCCCCCAGCUGUGGAUUUGCCUGCAAUCCAACUUCAGCCAAGCAGAGAAGGAAACACCUUUAUAAAGGGCAUGACAAAAAAGCUAAAUAGAAGGAACCUGGGUACCUAAGUGGCCUGGAGCAUUCUUCUUGAACUCUUCACGUGCGAGAGAAAUAAACUUCUAUCUUUAUAAACUG
Molecule: messenger RNA, 5122 nt
Organism: Erinaceus europaeus (western European hedgehog)
Lineage: Eukaryota; Metazoa; Chordata; Mammalia; Eulipotyphla; Erinaceidae
Gene: CCDC18
Product: coiled-coil domain containing 18
Exons: 31
Coding region: 396-4763 (1455 amino acids)
Source: RefSeq, a predicted model, not a curated record